AUGGAGACCGCCCCCGGCUCAAUCCUCAUUGUCGGUUCUGGCCUUUUCGGGCUCAGCACCGCCUGGGCGCUCGCCAAGCGGCCAUUCUUCCGCGACACCGCCAUCACGGUUGUUGACGACGCCCGGGGCCAGUUCCCCCCGGAGGACUGCGCCAGCGUAGAUGCUUCGCGCAUUGUGAGGGCCGACUAUGCGGAUAGAGAGUAUGCGACCCUCGCGGCGGAGGCACAGACUGAGUGGCGGAAACAGAAGGACCACGAGGUCGGAGGGCAGGGCCGGUAUGCUGAGAAUGGUCUUGUGCUGACCGCCAACCAAUCGUACACGUCCAAGUCCGGGCACAAGACGGGCCUCGACUAUGUCAAGGCGAGCUGGGAGAACGUCACCCAGAUUGCCCUGGACACCGGUCUUCCCACGGAGAAAAUCGUCAAGUUGGAGAGCCGCAAGGCGAUACAAGAGUAUCUCGGCGCCUCGGGCAAUGUGGGUGACUGGGGGUACUCGAACACAUUGUCCGGCUGGUCGAAUAACGGAACGUCGAUGAGAUGGCUCUACGAGCGUGUCAAGGAAACAGGGAGGGUCAAGUUUGUAGACGCGUUGGUGAAGGAGUUGGUGACCGAGGGUACAAGGGUGGUGGGCGCCAAGCUGAGGGAUGGCGGGGUUCUUAAGGGAGACGUGGUAUUUGUCGCCGCGGGUGCCUGGACCGGCGCGCUGAUUGACCUGAGAGGGCGGUGCGAGGCGACGGGGCAGGCUGUCGCGUACGUCGAGAUUACCGAGGCGGAGCAGAAGCGUAUGGAGCACCAGCCCACGAUCCUCAACCUUUCCACGGGGCUCUUUGUCCUCCCUCCCAGGGAGAGGCUGCUCAAGGUGGCGCGGCACGGGUUUGGCUACCUCAACCCACAGACUGUGCCGGCUGCACUGCCACUGUCACACAAGCACAGGCGAGACCCCAUUGUUGUAUCGGUUCCCAGGACGAUUCGUGACAACGGGUUUGAUGGCCUGCCUGCCGAGGGCGAUCGUGACCUCCGGGAAGGCCUUCGGGACCUGGUUCCCUUAAAAGACGUAGACCAGCGACCGUGGGUGAAGACACGACUCUGCUGGUACUCGGACACCAGAGACGCAGACUGGCUCGUGGACUGGCAUCCUGGAUGGGAGGGACUGUUCAUCGCCACAGGAGACAGCGGACACGGAUUCAAGUUCUUGCCUGUCAUUGGCGACAAGUUGGUGGACUGCCUUCAGGGUAGCGGCGGCAAGCUUGGGGACAAGUGGAAGUGGAAGCACAUUGAGGACGACGGUCUCGGAAAAGAAACAAACGGAGUCUAUCGGGGGUUGAACACCUGGGACGGUAGUAGAGGAGGAUUGCCCGACAUGAUCUUGGAUGAUGAGAUAAAGAAGCUCCGUGAUGGUAAGGCCCGAUCGCAGCUAUAA
Clonostachys rhizophaga is the source of this 1419-nucleotide messenger RNA. The record is from the annotation of a GenBank genome assembly. Lineage: Eukaryota; Fungi; Ascomycota; Sordariomycetes; Hypocreales; Bionectriaceae.